AUGGAAAGUAAAGAGACAUAUUAUGAAAUUUUAGGCAUUGAGACCGAUGCCUCAGAAGACGACAUUCGCAAAGCUUACAGAAAGCAAGCCUUAUUAUGGCACCCUGACAAGAACGUCCAGAGAAAAGAAGAAUCCGAGGCAAAAUUUAAAAAGAUCGCUGAAGCAUAUGAGGUUUUGAGUGACACCAAUAAAAAACAAAUUUACGAUCGAUACGGUGAAGAAGGACUUAAAAAUGGCGGACCUAACGAUGAUGAAAGAAAUCAUUAUAGACCCAACUAUCAUCAGUUUCAGUUUCAUGAUCCUGAGGAAAUAUUUAGGUCAUUCUUUGGUGGAUCAUUUUCUGAAGUAUUUGGUAGUUCAUUCUUUGAUACUGGUUUUAAUCAACCCCCAUUCGGCAUGCCUUCGUUUGGUGCGGGAAUACAUCGUUCAACCGCCUUAAAUGAUCCUUUUCCUAGUCCAUUCGGUAAUAGUUUAUUUGGAAAUUUUGGAAAUAUGGGACUACCAAUGGCGACAUCAUCAUUUUCUUCGUCAUUCUCUUCAAAUUCAUUUUCCGGAGGAAGUCAAGGUGGAUUUGUAAAGAAAUCCACAACCACACAAUUCAUUAAUGGUGUCAUGAAAACUGUCACUACAACGGAGGAUGCACAGGGAAAUGUGACAGUUGUCACGGAAACUUCUGAUGGUCGACGCCAAAUUCUCAACUCACGGUCGAGUGAUGCACCGCAUAAUGUAAAUCACGAAAUUCAGGGGAUACCCAUUCAGAAUGAAGGACUAUCUCAGCCACGCCAAAAUCAAUUCCAAGGUCAAACCCCACCAUAUCAACAACAGUUUCAGCAAUUCCAAAGCGACAGGCAUUCAUCAAGUGAUCAUCAUAAACAUGGAUUCUUUCAUCGAAAGAGAUAA
Messenger RNA from Funneliformis geosporum, 900 nucleotides. Lineage: Eukaryota; Fungi; Glomeromycota; Glomeromycetes; Glomerales; Glomeraceae. The record is from the annotation of a GenBank genome assembly.